Messenger RNA from Mangifera indica (mango), 2182 nucleotides. Its product is annotated as cyclin-D1-1-like. Gene Ontology annotation, biological process: regulation of cyclin-dependent protein serine/threonine kinase activity; mitotic cell cycle phase transition. Gene Ontology annotation, molecular function: cyclin-dependent protein serine/threonine kinase regulator activity. Gene Ontology annotation, cellular component: cyclin-dependent protein kinase holoenzyme complex; cytoplasm; nucleus. Lineage: Eukaryota; Viridiplantae; Streptophyta; Magnoliopsida; Sapindales; Anacardiaceae. Bases 286 to 1272 code for a protein of 328 amino acids. The transcript has 6 exons. The record is from RefSeq and is a predicted model, not a curated record.
CUCUUUUUUUUUUUUCAGAUAUAUAUAAAAUAUAAUAUCCUCUACCUCUCAAUUUUACCUUCAAAAAAAGAGAUUCAAAUUAUAAAAAAAAUAAUAAUAACCAUUUCACUCGUCACAUGUACCGCCCUCGUAUUUAUAUCCAAACAAACACACACAAACAACAACAUAUCCACCCUCUCGUCUCGUCUUCUCUUCACUCAGUCACUCUCAUUCUUUGUUGACUUCUUCUCCGAUCACUCUUCAAUGAAGCAAGUCUCCAUCGAUCCAUGAGAACAUAAUCGCAGCAUGUCGCUCACGUGCUCCAGUAACUUUUCAGACCUUCUUUGCGGCGAGGAUUCAGGCGUCUUCUCCGCCGAGUCUUCACCGGAAUGUUCAUCAUCGGACCUCGAAUCUUCUGCCUCCAUUCAAGAGUCUAUCGCUGGGUUUAUAGUCGAUGAGAGAAACUUUGUUCCUGGUUUUGAUUACUUGACUCAGUUUCAAACUCAGUCUCUCGAUGCCUCUGCUAGAGAACAAUCUGUUGCAUGGAUUCUCAAGGUGCAAGCAUACUAUAAUUUCCAGCCAUUAACGGCGUAUCUCUCCGUCAACUACAUGGACCGGUUUCUGUAUUCUCACCGAUUGCCGCAAAAUCAGGGGUGGCCAUUGCAGCUUCUAUCUGUUGCUUGCUUGUCAUUAGCUGCAAAAAUGGAGGAACCACUGGUUCCUUCUCUAUUGGAUCUUCAGGUUGAAGGAGCCAAAUAUAUUUUUGAAACAAAAACCAUCCGCAGAAUGGAGCUUCUGGUGCUCAGUGUUUUAGAUUGGAGGCUACGAUCUGUGACUCCAUUCAGCUUCAUUGGGUUUUUUGCGUGCAAACUCGAUUCAACAGGAGCUUUUAUAGGAUUCUUAAUUUCUCGAGCCACCGAAAUUAUUUUAUCCAAUAUCCAAGAGGCCAGCUUUUUAGAGUAUUGGCCGUCAAGCAUUGCUGCAGCAGCGAUUCUUUGUGCAGCCAAUGAAAUUCCAAAUUUGUCUCUUGCUAAUCCUGAACAUGCUGAAUCUUGGUGCGAUGGACUAAGCAAGGAGAAAAUCAUUAGCUGCUACCGGUUGAUGCAACAACUCGUGCUUAAUAAUAGUGGGAAAAAGGCACCAACAGCUUUACCCAAGCUUCGGGUAACAAUCCGGGCCAGAAUGAGAUCCUCCAGUGAUUCAUCGGCCUCAUCUCCAUCACCAAUUUCUUAUAAAAGGAGAAAAUUAAAUAACUGCCUAUGGGUAGAUGAUGACAAAGGAAAUUCGGAGUAAAGGGAAGGGAAUAUUAAAAGAAAAAGGAAAACUGGGGGUCCAAGUUGUCGAGAAUCCUCGAUAUUUUUGGAGGGUUUUGGGGUAAAUUAACAAGAGUGAUGUAGAUUAUAUAUAUACAUAUAUACAUAUAUGUAUGUAUUUAUUUAUAUACGAGAGUUCGGUGAGUUUGGAAGAUUGAUUUAUUAAUUUGUUUUGCCCUUUGAAGUUGGUGGAAUGGCAUCCAUCAUCCAUUAAUGGCAUUGCAGAUUCCCAAUGGAAGGGGAUUUGUUACAUAAAUAUAUAUUUGUUUGACAGAAGUUACAAGGGAAGACUGAGAAAGAAAAGAAGUGUUAAAUAGUGGAGUGAUGGAGUGUGAAAGAAGUGGGGAUUGAAUUCAAAGGCUGCAUUGAUUGUUGAAUGAAAGAAGGCGAUAGGCGGGACCCUUGGGCGGAAAAGAGAAGAAAAUUUGGAAAAACAAGAGAAUGCAGAGUUUGAAUUAAUUUCUAGGGUAUAUAAAUAUAUUGUCAAAACUUCCCAUCAAGGCGCGCCAUAUCGUUUUCUUCUGGAUCAUCUCUGCAACUUUUGACAAAGCCAUAGCGAAGAUAUAGCACGAUAUCAUAAUGAACAACAUGGCUCCAUUGAUCUCCAUGUUAGUACAUUUUUAUACAAGACAUGAGUGGUUUGUGUAUGUGUUUUUUUGGCGGCAAAUGCCUGGCCUUGACAUGUCGUUAAUUGGCCUAACAUAUACUUGGUCUUCAUACGUGUGAAUGUUUACAAGUGUGCAGCACUACUCUUUUAGAUUUUUUUUUUUUUUUUAAACAAAGGUUGAAAUUAGCCUCUUUCUUGGCAACAUAUCGAAAGGUCUUUGGGGCCUUUUCAAGCGCGUUGUAUUGGAUUAAUAAAUGUAAUAAAAAUCAUCGAUAUUUUUCCA